Molecule: messenger RNA, 1848 nt
Organism: Solanum lycopersicum (tomato)
Lineage: Eukaryota; Viridiplantae; Streptophyta; Magnoliopsida; Solanales; Solanaceae
Product: probable ADP-ribosylation factor GTPase-activating protein AGD6
Biological process (GO): vesicle-mediated transport
Molecular function (GO): GTPase activator activity
Source: RefSeq, a predicted model, not a curated record
AUGGCGGCAUCACGUCGUCUCCGGGAUCUCCAAGCACAAACCGGUAACAAGGUCUGUGUCGAUUGUUCUCAGAAGAAUCCACAAUGGGCCUCUGUUUCCUAUGGAGUUUUCAUGUGUUUGGAAUGCUCCGGAAAACACCGUGGGCUAGGUGUUCACAUUUCAUUCGUCCGAUCCGUUACCAUGGACUCAUGGUCCGAGAUCCAGCUCCGGAAAAUGGAGUUAGGAGGUAAUGAGAAGUUGAACAAAUUCAUGAGUCAAUAUGGAAUCCCUAAAGAAACUGAUAUUGUGACCAAAUACAAUACGAAAUCUGCUUCUGUUUACCGUGAUAGGAUUCAAAAUCUGGCUGAGGGAAAACCUUGGCAGGAUCCACCUGUUGUGAAGGAAUCUGUAAAAGGUCCUAAUAGCAGCAGUAGCAGACCUCCGUUGAGUGGAAGUAGAAUUGGAAAUUCAGGUGGAAAUUCUGGUUGGGAUAAUUGGGAUAGUUUUGAUGAAGGUGGCGAUAGUAACAGUAGCAUGAGGAGAAAUCAGACGGUGGGUGAUUUUAGGAGUGGUGGAGGUAGUGAUGGUGGGCCUGCUAGGUCGAGGUCUACAGAUGAUGUUACAAUGGCGCAGUAUGAGGCGUCCGCUGCGAAUAAAGAUAAUUUUUUUGCUAGGAAAAUGGCUGAGAAUGACUCCCGGCCGGAGGGCCUUCCGCCCUCUCAGGGAGGGAAGUAUGUUGGAUUUGGAUCAAGUUCUGGCUCAAUGCCUAGGAAUAAUAAUAACAAUUCGCAAGGCGAUGUCUUUUCUGCUGUUACUCAGGGAUUUGGUAGAUUAUCUAUGAUGGCAGCCUCAGCGGCACAGUCUGCUGCAACUGUUGUUCAAGCAGGGACAAAAGAGAUUGGCUCUAAGGUGGCAGAGGGUGGUUAUGAUUACAAGAUGAAUGAAACAGUCAAUGUUGUCGCAACAAAAACAACUGAGAUUGGACAGAAGGGCUGGGGUAUAAUGAAGGGGGUCUUAGCUUUAGCUUCACAGAAGGUUGAGGAAUUUGCUGAGGGUCCAAACCCGAGGGACGAUAGCUGGCAACGAAGUGAAAAUGAACGAAACGGCCAUUAUAAGGAAUCCAGUCAGGCAUCUAAAGGAUGGAAUUCUUCUGGAGGAGCACAAUCAUCUGGUAGGCAGGCCAAUGCGGUCAGUUCAGCGUCCUGGGAUGACUGGGAUAGUAAAGACAACAAGAAAGAAAAUCCUACCGGAGGGGCCACAUCCAGUAAUGACGAUGGCUGGGCUGGUUGGGAUGAUGGUAAAGAUGAUGGAUUUGAUAAUUUCCAAAGGGCACCUAACAAUAAACAUGUCGCUCAUGGUGGAAAAUCAGAGUCCAAAUGGACUGAUGGAGGUUUCCUCUAAGAGUAGCAGAUGCCACAACUUCUGGUAAUUCUUUUCCCUUCCAAAUUUGAUUUCAUCAAGAUUUACAUCUUGGAAGGAUUCGUCUCUGAAACUUGUUGAUGUAUGUAGCAUUACGAACAUGAUUGGUCAAUUGCCUCUCAGGUAAAAGAAACAAGGAACGAAGGCAACAGAACAAACUGUUCUGAUGCCCAUUAUUUUUCAAGGUUACAACUUUUAGGUUACAUUUGGAUUUGUAAUGACCAUAGUUGCAUUUACUAUUUUUCUGCAUUUUGGUCGUGUAUUUAGGUGACCGUCUUUAAUCGUGUACCAUUUAUUUGUGUUAUAUACAGCUGCAUAACAUAUUAAUUUGCGCGUAAAGUGUUUGAUCAAGUUCUGGUGUAGUUUGUUCUUUAUGUUGCAAUCCAUCAGUAAUAGCAUGUAUUGUAAUGAUAUGCUAUAUAUAUGCAAAUACACAUCCUCUUGUUGACC